AUGCUCAGCCGUCUCAACAUCACCAAAGGUUACCUCGGCUUUGCCGUCGCCUACUUUCUCAUCUUUGUGCUCGGGCUCUCCAUCAUUGGGCUGUAUGCUACCGACAUUCAGCGGGCGCGGGAGUCGAACUCGCAUCCCAACUCCAAAUGGGUUUUUGCUGUCGUCGUCGGCAGCCUUUCUAGCGUGACCUGCCUCGCCUACCUCGUCCCCUUUGUGUUUCACGCGCUCGGCAUCGUCGCGCCCAUCUGGAAUCUGGUGCUUUUUAUCCUCAACAUUACCCUGUUUGGCGUCUUUGCCAAGCUCUACCUCCACGAAGACGCUCACGGCAACGGCGCCGUCACCCGCAUGAAGAAUGCCAUCUGGGUCGACCUCACCAGCGCCCUGCUCUGGUUGCUCGUAGCGCUCGCCUCGGCGGGUUACUGGUGGAAGCACCGCGAUGUGCGCUCACGCUUCACCGGCCGCGCCCAUGUCUGA
This is a messenger RNA of Beauveria bassiana ARSEF 2860, 474 nucleotides long. RefSeq lists its product as uncharacterized. The transcript is spliced from 3 exons. The coding region runs from base 1 to 474 and encodes 157 amino acids. The record is from RefSeq and is a predicted model, not a curated record. NCBI's taxonomy places the organism in Eukaryota, Fungi, Ascomycota, Sordariomycetes, Hypocreales, Cordycipitaceae.